This is a messenger RNA of Alternaria rosae, 2616 nucleotides long. RefSeq names its product mitochondrial carrier domain-containing protein. The transcript has 10 exons. The record is from RefSeq and is a predicted model, not a curated record. Gene Ontology annotation, cellular component: mitochondrion. Gene Ontology annotation, molecular function: protein binding; tricarboxylate secondary active transmembrane transporter activity. Lineage: Eukaryota; Fungi; Ascomycota; Dothideomycetes; Pleosporales; Pleosporaceae. Gene Ontology annotation, biological process: mitochondrial citrate transmembrane transport; alpha-ketoglutarate transport. The coding region runs from base 1 to 2616 and encodes 871 amino acids.
AUGAGCUCCACACCUGCGACGGGCGUCCCCAGCAUGGCGAGGAACGGCCCACCAUCGCUCGAGAAGAAGCCGGUCAAGUUUAGCAAUUUGUUGCUUGGUGCUGGUCUCAACAUAGUGACAACUCUGGGACAGCCGUUGGAGGUCGUCAAGACUACCAUGGCUGCCAACAGGUCUGAAGGCUUCUCGGGAGCCAUUGGUCGCAUCUGGGCGCGUGGAGGUGUCCUUGGAUUCUACCAGGGUCUCAUUCCAUGGGCCUGGAUCGAAGCCUCCACCAAAGGAGCCGUCCUUCUCUUCGUCGCUUCCGAAGCCGAAUACUAUGCCAAGUCGUUCGGCGCGCCCGAUUUCCUCGCCGGUAUCUCUGGUGGAAUGACGGGUGGUCUCGCUCAAGCCUAUGCCACCAUGGGUUUCUGCACUUGCAUGAAGACGGUCGAGAUUACAAAGCACAAGGUCGCAGCCACCGGCGCGAAGCCUCCCGGUACGCUCGAGACGUUCAUGGGAAUCUGGCGUGCGGAGGGUCUUCGCGGUAUCAACCGUGGUGUCAAUGCCGUCGCGGUGCGCCAGGUCACCAACUGGGGAUCUCGCUUUGGUCUGUCCCGUGUUGCGGAAACCGGUAUUCGCAAGGUUAUGGACAAGCAGCACGGCGAGAAGCUUAGCGUGAUUGAGAAGAUCACCGCUUCGGCUCUCGGUGGUGGUUUGAGUGCGUGGAACCAGCCUAUUGAGGUUAUCCGCGUGGAGCUUCAGUCCAAGACUGUUGACCCCAACCGCCCCAAGAAUCUGAAUGUUGCAUCUGCGUUCAAGUACAUUUACUCGAACAACGGUAUCAAGGGUCUUUACCGUGGCGUUACUCCUAGAAUCGGUCUUGGCGUUUGGCAGACGGUCUGCAUGGUUGCUCUGGGCGAUGUUGCCAAGGAGGCCGUUGAGAAGCUCACUGGCGACAAGUUCGCCGAUGGUGUCGCGCCUCCGGAUUUGCGAGGUUGGCGUUGCGACUUGACGGCCCUUUCGCAUCAACAUAACCUCUAUUUUCUUGCCUCUGUCGAUGAGCUUCAUGUUUAUCAACCAAGCUUUCCCGACCAGAGCUUAUCUGAGAAGCCUGAGCUUGUGUUUCAUCCGCCAAAAUCUGGCACUCGUGGGUAUGGAAUUGACCCCUCAAACCCUCACUCUAUCACUCGCAUCUUGGUCGAUUAUCUUGGCAACGAAGAGAUACUUAUGCUGGCCUGCGACGAUGGCGACGUUGUUAUAUAUCGAACUCGAGAGAUUCACCAAGCAUUGGAACGGCGUACCAACGUGCAGGAGCCUGCCAACGAGGACGGUAUCCAUGUGUUUUUCCACUGCAAUGUCGGUAGAAGUGCAUGGGGCUUGGCUGUACAGCGCAAGACUCGCAUGAUCGCGAUUAGUGCGAACACUCAUCAGAUAACGAUAGUCGCGUUCGCGCUCGCUUCCGAUAGCGAAUUGGAUGUCUCAGACCACGGUACCAACCUUGGUUUCCCGCAUAGUAGAAGAGAGGACGGUAUCUUUACCCUCCAGGCGACAAACAAUGUUCCCGCAGUAUCGUUCUACGGUGACUCCGGUCGCUGGCUCCUGAGCAGCUGCAUUGAUGGGAAGACGUCAAUGUGGGAUUUACAUACCAAACAAGAGGUGGCUACAUUCCAGCUAGGCUGGUGCGCAAGCGCGAGCGAUCUCUCGACGCCGCCUCGCUACACAAGUCACAGGUUCCUGUGCAACUGUCCAGGCGCGCAAAAUGUCCUUCAUGGAGCCUGGGGCACUAUAUCGUUGGAUACACGAUCCGCAUACGAGUUGCCGUUGGACGAAGACAUGACUGCAAGUCCAAAACAUAGCUCGAGCGACUUCCUAGAUGUCUCCGACCAGAAGAAACGUUUCAAGGUUUCCGAAAGCACCUCUCAUCAGUAUCAUCCCGACAUAGACGACGAAGAUUACAGUACAGAUGACGAAGAAAUCGAAUUUGGUAUAAGCGAGACGCUGUUGUCUUCAAUUCGACCCGAAACAUCGCGCAGCCCUAACAGAGCGCCGUACCGCCUGAUCAAAGACUCGAGGCCCAUCGCAGGACGGAUGGACGGUCCAUUCCUGAUCUUCACCAAAGAGGACAUAUUCCUCAUCCAAGGCCUUUCCGCAACGCUACUCAAUGUACCUCUCAAUCCCAUCGUCGCGAUAAGACGACCGCUGCAUCCGGGCCGAUGGAUAGACUCCCUUAUGUCAUGCGACCGACACUGCUUCUUCUCCCAGAUACCCGAGCUGGGCAUCUUCAUAGUCGGAUCUCCGGCCGGUCGUGCCAGCGUCUUUAGUCUGUACUAUACCAAAGAUAAGAACACUGGGGAGCCGCGGUAUGGCUUCAGACUUGAAUAUCUUCUGCCGUUUCGGUCAGGCAACGAGACGGAGAUAGCGGGAGGGCCGAACGAACGGCUGCUUGGUGUGGCAGUCGCGCCUGUACAAGGCAUGUUUGACACUCCAGAAGAUAUCGAAGUACCAGAUCAAGGGGGGUUGCCCCAGCCUCGCCGAUGGCGCUUGUUGAUGUACUACAUGGAUCAUACUGUAUUGAGCUUUGAGUUGUCGAAGCGGAGGGUGGGCGAGUCGCCAAGCUUGGCUGAUAUGGUCGUUUAG